CAUCUUGCAAGCGAAAGUUCUAUCAAAACGGAAUUGUCAAAAACUUCCACAAGGAAAAAAGUCUUUAUUUUGUCAGCAGGUCGACCUCCGCAGCUCGCUCAAGUGAUAAUAAAACUUUUCCCAAUCGUGAUUAUUUUGAAUGCGUUGCUGCAUGAGCGUUCAAGUGAAAUCGAUUUUUCCUUGUCAAAAUAACGAGAAAAUAAUAUUGUUCGGUGUCCGUCGUCCCUGUUGCUUUUUUGUUAUUUUCUCCUGGAGGAACAAAGUCGAUUCGUACAGAAAGUGAGAAAAAAAUUAAUAUUUGGUGCGUCGUUCAUUUUUAUCGCUGCCAAGUUGCACUUUGAAAAUCCUAGUCUGAGACAAUCGCUAGUGAACGAAAGUGUCCCUCAUCCAGAAGUGAUAGAAAAUUUUCUGAUUCCAGUGAGAUCUGAACGCGAUCAAAAAUGCCACCGGCCAAUAACAACAACGAUGAUUUACCCCCGCCCAAGGCGGACUUCAGUGCGCCUCCACCGUACGAGGCCACAGAUAACAACCCUCACGAUCAGUAUGCUCAGCCGAAUCAUCAAGAAAUGACCACCAAGCUACCGACGUACGAAGAAGUGCAGAUGGAGAAGAUGAUUAACCACGAGCUGCCCAUUCCGCCAGGGGCGCUACCUCCUCCACCACCUAGCAUUACCGGACUUCCCCUGGGACCGGUCGGCCGAGCCACAGGUGGUCCUAACGGUGGUCCCGCUAUGACAUUCAUUGCCAUAGACGCAGAUGGAGAGAACAUCAACGCCGACAAUAGUCUCUUGGGGACCGACAUUAUAUUCGUAACUGCAUUUCUGGUAGCGUUCCUAUUCAACUGGAUCGGUUUUCUGAUGCUGACUUGCUUCUGUCACACGAUUGCCGCACGUUAUGGUGCCCUGUCAGGGUUCGGCUUGUCGUUGGCCAAAUGGACGCUCAUAGUGAAGCACUCUACCGAUUUCGCUUCUCAUGAAAAUUCCUGGCUUUGGUGGCUCAUCAUGGCUUUUGGGUUCCUGAUUUGCGUUCGAGCCCUUGUCCAGUACAUCAGCAUCAAGCGAACGUGGCGACUACUCUCAACAUCAGCACAGGAGCGAUUGCUGUUCUUCUACUGAGUGUCACGUGCGGUUUAAAUCAAGGUCAAUGCAAUGUGGAUCGUUUACCUAUCAAAUGUAUCUCCAACUUGAGGCACUGAACCGCCGAAUGGAUGUUUUAGGACCAUGCUUAAAAUCAAAUACGCAAGCAGUAACCAGUUUUAAUAUGAAUGUUGGUGAUGCAACAGAAAGUACUUUUGUGAUACGUAAAUCACCUCGGUUUUUGCAGUGCAUAAUUUGUCCAUUUAUGUAUCUUAAUAGAAGCAGAUGAAUAUACAUUCAUAUAUAAUGAUAGAACACCAUUACAUACCCGUAAACAUUCCCUUUCAUCGUAGUUUAUCAUCAGUAAUCAACAUCAAAACAUAAAAUCACAGAAUAUGACUUUUGACACAGAGAGUAAAUGCUUCAAAAUCGCGAUAUUUCACUGAACCAGGAUGCCAUUCGGAAGGACUAUACCUACUCUACUCGCAGCAGUGCAAUCAAAUCCACAAAUAGUGUGUUUGUGAAUAGGACAAUUUUGUUUUAUAGGCGUUCUAUUACUGUUUAUUUGUUAUUGAUUUCGUUUAUUAAGUAUUACUGCUAGAAGUUUAGAGCGAACGAAAGCAAAUUGCUACCACCGCAAGAGCAAGACAGAAAGAGGGAGAGGCCAGUGCAGUAGAUUUCUUUUCUUUGAAACUUUCCUAUGAAGUGCGAUUUUCCGUUUUGAAAGCUAAAGGUAUUUUAUAGGGACCGCAGGCUCCCUAAGUGUAACUGGAUCACCCAUUGUAAGCAAAUAGAAAGAACAUAUAGAUCAUAUUUUUGUAAUUGUACAUAGGCUUAGUGCGAAGGGAGCGAGACGCAGAUUAAGGAACAAAAUACCUAUUAUACUACCUAUUAUUGUGAAUGAAAUUGUGUGUGUAACGUGCACAUUUAUCAUCUGAAUAAAGUGAUGAAAUAAAAA
Molecule: messenger RNA, 2034 nt
Organism: Armigeres subalbatus
Lineage: Eukaryota; Metazoa; Arthropoda; Insecta; Diptera; Culicidae
Gene: Ndfip
Product: NEDD4 family-interacting protein 1
Exons: 2
Coding region: 441-1115 (224 amino acids)
Biological process (GO): ubiquitin-dependent protein catabolic process; positive regulation of protein ubiquitination; vacuolar transport
Cellular component (GO): endoplasmic reticulum; perinuclear region of cytoplasm; Golgi apparatus
Molecular function (GO): WW domain binding
Source: RefSeq, a predicted model, not a curated record